Messenger RNA from Sphaeramia orbicularis (orbiculate cardinalfish), 1758 nucleotides. RefSeq names its product 4-hydroxyphenylpyruvate dioxygenase-like. Lineage: Eukaryota; Metazoa; Chordata; Actinopteri; Kurtiformes; Apogonidae. Bases 46 to 1227 code for a protein of 393 amino acids. The record is from RefSeq and is a predicted model, not a curated record. The transcript is spliced from 14 exons. Gene Ontology annotation, molecular function: 4-hydroxyphenylpyruvate dioxygenase activity. Gene Ontology annotation, cellular component: endoplasmic reticulum membrane; Golgi membrane. Gene Ontology annotation, biological process: L-tyrosine catabolic process.
UUUAGAGUUUCUUUUGGACGGUCUGGUCAGGUCAAGAGAAGCAAAAUGACAACGUACACAGACAAAGGUGAAAAGCAUGAUCAGGGCAGGUUCCUCUGCUUUGAUCACCUAACGUUCUGGGUUGGAAAUGCCAAACAGGCUGCAUCAUAUUAUUGUAACAAACUGGGGUUUGAGCCUUUGGCCUACCAGGGUUUGGAGACAGGCAGCCGGGAUGUGGUGUCCCAUGCAGUCAAACAAGGAAAGAUCGUUUAUGUGUUCUCAUCAGCCCUCAAUCCUGGAAACAAAGCGAUGGGUGAACAUUUGGUCAAACAUGGGGAUGGAGUGAAGGACAUUGCGUUUACAGUGGAGGACUGUGACUACCUAGUACAGAAAGCCCGUGAGCGAGGUGCAAUUAUUUUAAAGGAGCCAUUCACCUUAGAGGACAAGUUUGGUAGAGUACGACUGGCUGUGCUGCAGACGUAUGGUGACACCACACACACAUUCGUGGAGAGAACAGGAUACAAAGGUUUAUUUCUGCCAGGUUUCCACCCCCCUCUCUUCAAGGACCCUUUGCUGAACAAACUACCAAGUGGAAAGCUGAACUUCAUUGAUCAUGUUGUGGGGAACCAACCAGAUGAUGAGAUGGUUCCAGUGGUGGAAUGGUAUCAGAGAAACCUACUUUUCCAUCGGUUCUGGUCAGUGGAUGACAAGCAGCUUCAGACUGAGUUCAGUGCCCUGCGCUCUAUUGUCGUAGCAAACUAUGAGGAGACUGUGAAGAUGCCCAUCAAUGAGCCCGCCAUGGGAAAGAGAAAGUCCCAGAUCCAGGAGUAUGUGGAGUACUACGGAGGCCCAGGAGUGCAGCACAUUGCCAUGAACACAUCAGAUAUCAUCACUGCAAUCCGUAAUCUGAAGGAACGUGGGAUGGAGUUCAUGUCUGUACCGGACACUUACUACGAGCAGCUGAGGGAGAACCUGAAACACUCAAAGGUCAAAGUGGAAGAGGACCUGGACACUCUGCAGGAGCUGAAGAUUUUGGUGGACUACGACGACAACGGAUAUUUACUUCAGAUCUUCACCAAACCGGUCCAGGAUCGCCCCACUGUGUUUCUAGAAGUCAUUCAGAGACACAACCACCAGGGCUUUGGGGCUGGGAACUUCAAGUCUCUUUUUGAGGCCAUUGAAGCAGACCAGCAUGCAAGAGGAAAUCUGACUAUCCUGACUCCUAAUGGAGUAUCAAAGAGCAUGUGAUCCCAGUGUUACUAUCGCUUUCAACUUUUAAAAUGUCUACGGCGACUAUCACUUUACUGAGCAGACACUGUCUAUUGAAGCUCCUGUGUACCUAAGAGUUUGAUACUGAUACCAUCAAUGCUCUGAUACUGAGAUACACAAUAUUAAUGCACAAAGUAUGUUUAUUGAGUCUGAUACGAUUCCUUUUUUUCUGCAUGUUUAUUACAAUGUCCCUUUUAUAUUAUGUGCUGGUUCAUGACAUGUUCUCAUGGUCUUUAUGAUGAAGCAUUUUAUGUGAGACUGUAUCACAAAUGCAGUAAAAUACACGACUUAUUGUAUGAUUCAUCAUCCAAUGGGUUCUUUUUGAACAGUGUAAACAGAACUAUGAUAGACACAAGCUUGACUCAAGCAAAACAUCAUUUAAGCUCUCAUAAAUGAAAACAUUUAACCAUACAUUUAUAUCAACAGUUGUCAUGAGUUCAUAGUCCAAAGUAGUGUUUUUAUCAUUUCAUCUCAAAUGUCCUUUAAUAAAAUAAAGCUCCAGGUACUUGG